AGUGAGAGACUCGGCAGGGCUGCUGCACACAUUCAAAAUAGUGGGAGAGGGAGGGAAGAGAGAGAGCGAGCGAGAGAGAGAGAGAGAGAGCGAGAGAGAGAGAGAGAGAGAAGGAGAGUCAGGGACAGGCAGUGCUGAAAAGGAGAGCACAAAGAGAAGGAAAGUGGAGCAGGGGAGGGGAACAGGAGGCUGGGUGAAGGGAGAGGGAAAGACAAAAGAAGGAGAGGGGAGACAUAGCAGGGUGAACGGAGGGGACUGAGCAAAUGGCUACGGAGGAGACGGCGGGGGGAGCCAGGAAAGCCACCAAGAGCAAACUGUUUGAGUUCCUGGUCCAUGGAGUGCGUCCUGGCAUGCCGUCUGGAGCGAGGAUGCCCCACCAGGGAGCUCCCAUGGGCCCCCCCGGCCCACCGUACGGAGGGAGCCCGGCGGUGCGGCCCGGCCUGCCGUCACCGGUGAUGGAGCCCAGUCGUAAGAGGCCUGCCCCCUCCCAGCAGGUCCAGCAGCAGCAGCAGCAACAGCAGCAGCAGCAGUCCGUCCAGAACCGGGCCAGAAAUGCUAAGAGAAGGAAAAUGGCAGACAAGAUUCUUCCGCAAAGGAUCCGUGAGCUGGUCCCUGAGUCUCAGGCCUACAUGGAUCUGCUGGCGUUCGAGCGCAAACUGGACCAGACCAUCAUGCGUAAACGUGUGGACAUCCAGGAGGCACUGAAGAGACCGAUGAAGCAGCAAAAGCGUAAACUGAGACUUUACAUAUCAAACACCUUCAACCCUGCCAGACCUGACGCCGAUGACUCAGAUGGUAGCAUUGCAUCAUGGGAGCUGCGAGUAGAGGGGAAGUUGCUGGACGAUCCGGGGAAGCAGAAGAAGAAGUUCUCAUCGUUUUUUAAGAGCCUGGUGAUCGAGCUGGACAAAGACCUGUACGGUCCUGACAACCACCUGGUUGAGGUCAGUUCCAAGCUGAAUGAGUGGCACCGCACCGCCACCACCCAGGAGACGGACGGCUUCCAGGUGAAGAGGCCGGGAGACGUGAGCGUGCGCUGUACUCUGCUGCUGAUGCUGGACUACCAGCCUCCCCAGUUUAAGCUGGACCCUCGCCUGGCGCGCCUGCUUGGCAUUCACACUCAGACUCGCUCCUGCAUCAUUCAGGCCCUCUGGCAGUACGUCAAGACCAACAAGCUGCAGGACUCCCAUGACAAGGAGUACAUCAACUGUGACAAGUACUUCCAACAGAUUUUCGACUGCCCUCGGCUGAAGUUUUCUGAGAUCCCUCAGCGUCUCACCAACCUCCUCUUGCCCCCCGACCCCAUCGUCAUCAACCACGUUAUAAGCGUGGACCCCAACGACCAGAAGAAGACGGCCUGCUACGACAUCGACGUGGAGGUUGAAGACCCCUUGAAGGGCCAGAUGAGCAGCUUCCUCCUCUCCACCGCCAACCAACAGGAAAUCGCCACACUCGACAACAAGAUCCACGAGACCAUUGAAUCCAUCAACCAGCUGAAGAUCCAGAGGGACUUCAUGCUUAGUUUCUCCAGAGAUCCCAAGGGCUACAUCCAGGACUGGCUCAAAUCCCAGAGCCGAGACCUUAAGUUAAUGACAGACGUGGUGGGGAACCCUGAGGAGGAGAGGAGGGCAGAGUUUUACCACGAGCCCUGGUCCCAGGAGGCAGUGAGCCGCUAUUUCUACUGCAAGAUUCAGCAGAGGAGACAGGAGCUGGAACAGGCCUUAGCUGUCCGCAACACCUAAGAAAAGGCCUCUCUUCAGUCUCUCUGCAAAUGAUUUCAGAGCCCUGUGUGUGUGUGUGUGUGUGUGUGUGUGUGUGUGUGUUUGAAUGUAUGUGUGUGUCGUUACAGUUGAGUGAAAUCCUCAUACCUCUUUAAAAAAAAAAAAAUGUAACUAAAGAAAAGCAGCCUUGAGAGAAAGACAGAGAAAGAGAUGAGAUGACAAUGCAAUUUCUGAUGUUUCUUCCCCUCCUCCUCCUCCCCAAUGUCACAAUGGAGGUUGGAGACUUAAGAGAAAAAAAACCUAAUAAUAAUAAAAAAAGAAUAAAAAAAUAAAGAGGAAGGAGGUUUUCACAUGACGGUAAGCGACGUGCAAAUAAAACAAGAACCUGCGUGUUUGUCCCCGUGUUGUUUUGUGUGCCGGACAACGAAGGACGUCCCAUCGUCGCCGACCGCAUGUAUUCAACCCACGAGACCCCUCCUCAGACUCACUGCCUGAUAAACCAAACUCCCCCCCCCCCCCCCCCCCCCCAUCUCUACUUUCUACUCUGUAAAUACGUCACUUAGCAAAGCAAGACAAAAAACUCUCCUAACCGACCGGCUGCUCUCACAUUUUUACGAACACUCAUCUCAUAAGAGGGAGAUUAUUAGCUACUGUGUGUCCGACUGAAAGUGUACGUGAUGUUUUUUUUUUAAAACACACAAAAAAAACAACACAUUUAGUGCUCUGGAUGAGUUCAAGUCUUCAAAUUAUAUGUUUUUUUUGUGAUUACUUGUUUGGGAAUGUGUGUGUGUGUGUGUUUUUUUAUUUUUAUUUGUUCUCAUUAAGGAGAGUGUUUGGUUGUUGUUUUUUUAGGAGAUUGUUCAAAUUGAUUAAUUACACCAGCAAAGUCGAGAUUAGUGUUACACAUUUUGGGUUGCAGGGAAUCGUGCUAUCUAUAUACACCAGUCUGUCUGAUUUGUUUCAUCAGUAUUAGGUUGAAUUAAGUGAAGUAUUACCACAAAGACAUGAACAGCAUGAAUAGUGUUUUUAAAUAAUGAAGGAGGAGGAUGAGACGGAAGUAUUGAUCAUCGUAAUAAUAAUAGCUUUUUUUUUUUUCUUCCCUUAAUCAUUAGCAAAGUGAUGAAUAUGCCUAUAUAUACACGUUGGGGACUUGACUUGACUCUGACUGGUUCGUUUUGUCUCGAGUCGCUCACUGCCUCUUCUUCUUCCUUUUUGUAGUUUUUUUGUGCCGGUUUAUGUUCAUGAAGGUGUUACCAAAGGUUUGCAAUGAAGAAGAAGAAGAAAACAUGAUCACUGAAAUAGAAAUGGGCAAAAAUCCUGACCUGGGUUUAAAAAAAAACGACACCAAAAUCAGAAAAAAUUGGGUAUUUUUUAAAAGAUAAUUUUUACACCCAUUUUUUCUCCCCCCCCUUUGUAGCCACGACCCCUUAAAACGGUUAUUUGCAAUGAAUAUUUAAAGUCCAGGUCUGGAGAUUUGUGUCCCAUUUCUACACUUUUUAUGUUACAUGAAGAAGAAAAAAGAAAUUGUUUUCUUUUUUUUUUCUUUUCUAGAGAUGUGAAUGUAAAUAUGUUUUGUUCCCUUUUUAAGAGGGUCAACUGUACAGUAUACAACAAGACUAUCUGUGUGUGUGUUUGUUUUUUGGGGGGGUUUGGGGAGGGGAAGUAGGGGUGGAGGGUGAGGGAGGGAUGGGGGGGGGGGUGAGUUAAAUGGUGCAGUAAGGGGAGCUCCAUGAGUUUUGAAUUAGUAGGGCAGGAAUGUUAGUGUUCCUCUGUGUACUAUCUCGGGUUGGGGUGGUUUAUUUUAGGUCCAUCCCGUAUCUAUCGUGGGAGCUAGAAGCUGCAACAAAGAAAGAAAGACCCCCUCCCUCUUUUCCCUCCUUCCCUCACUUCCCUCUCUCUCUUUCCUCUUUCAAUCUACAUGAAAUCUCAGUAGCUGUAACACAUAAUAUAAUCUGCACCAAUCUCUUUUUACACUUUUUUUUUUUCUAAAAAGAAAGAAAAAUGACACUUGACUUGUAUGUAUAUGUUGUAAUGUCAGGAUGGAGGAUGUUUUUCUUUCUCAGCAGUCAGUUUCUAGCUGGAACCUCGUCGGGUUUCUUUGCACUGUGCUGUAACUCUUUGGGGGGGGGGGGACGACACUCUCUCUCUCUCUUUUUUUUUCGUCACAAAACGAGGCCCCUCUCUCUCUUUUUUUAUUAUUACUAUUAUCCCAGCAUAACACAAAAGUGAUCGGACUAUUUCACGAUGACCUAUGCAUGCUCCAUGGACAUUAAUUACUACAUCUGAUCAGACGGUUAUGUGUAAAUAUAUAAAGCUGGCAUAGCAAACCUCCUGUGUGUGUGUGUGCGUGUGACAAACGCAGAACUCGUCACAUUUGUUGAAAUGCCUUCUGGAACUUUUUUGCCAAAAAUGAUGAUCUGCCCUACCAGCAACUUAACUGUAGGUGUGAUUUUUCUGAACUGUGUUUUUUUUUGUUUUUUGUUUUGUUACUAGAACAGGACAAUAAUUUAUAUUAACUGCACUCAUUAGAGGAGAAAACAGUAGUCAUUGGUAGUAUGUUUUAGUCCUGUGUCUGACCCGGAGUGAUUUUUUUUCUUUUCUUUGUAUGGCCAGGGCAUUCACAGUGUUGUCAUACAGUAAUCGGUUCACUAGCACCCCCUUGUGGAGGAAACUAGACACUGCAACUCCUGGGUGAUUAGCACAGUAUCAGAAACUAUCUGACUGAAAUGUUUAACUGCUGUGUCUCCUGUUUUUAAACUUUAAAAAAAAAAAAAAAAAAGAAAGAAAACCAAACCCUGGCAUACUGUUCAUCCCGCUCCCUGCAUGUGUUUCUGAAGAGCGGGAUCUGCUCUUUUUUUCUUUCCGUUUACACUGUUGUCAGAGGGUCACCGACAGGAAGAUAAUAGUAUACAUGACACUGUACAUCUGUAAAGAGCAGACUCGUUUGGUGAUUAUGUUCGACAAUAAAUCAAAAAAACAUUUUAAAAAAAAGAGACAAAAAAAAAAAGGGAAAACAGCUGUGACAUUGUGAGACAGCCUGGAUGUAAAUAAAGAAGCGCUUGCCAAAGUUUGUAAAUGCCA
Molecule: messenger RNA, 4799 nt
Organism: Scomber scombrus (Atlantic mackerel)
Lineage: Eukaryota; Metazoa; Chordata; Actinopteri; Scombriformes; Scombridae
Gene: smarcd3b
Product: SWI/SNF related, matrix associated, actin dependent regulator of chromatin, subfamily d, member 3b
Exons: 13
Coding region: 264-1739 (491 amino acids)
Biological process (GO): regulation of transcription by RNA polymerase II
Cellular component (GO): SWI/SNF complex; nucleus
Source: RefSeq, a predicted model, not a curated record